AUGGGGCCUCCUCUUUACCACCUAUCAGAUUUGGCCCUUCCCUCCUACCAAGGAGACCGCUGGUAACAUUCACAUUUUUACAUGGAAUUUUUCGAAAUAAAGGGGGCGGUAUAGGAUUCGAACCCCCGAUAUCACUGCUAAGACCCUCCGACUCGCCCACUCGAGCCGCUUAGCCCUUCUUAAAUUGGUGAUGAAGGUGCAUCAAGCUUAGGUUCUGCUUUAGCAAAAUGCAUUAAUCUCUCAAAUUUAAAACUUUAUCUUAAAAACAAUUAAAUUGGUGAUGAAGGUGCAUCAAACUUAGGUUCUGCUUUAGCAAAAUGCAUUAAUCUCUCAAAUUUGACACUUUUCCUUGGAAACAAUUAAAUUGGUGAUGAAGGUGCAUCAAACUUAGGUUCUGCUUUAGCAAAAUGCAUUAAUCUCUCAAAUUUGACACUUUUCCUUGGGGAAAAUUAAAUUGGUGAUGAAGGUGCAUCAAGCUUAGGUUCUGCUUUAGCAAAAUGCAUUAAUCUCUCAAAUUUAACACUUUAUCUUAAGUAAAAACAGUUUAUUUGUUUUGGAUUGUGA
Messenger RNA from Tetrahymena thermophila SB210, 564 nucleotides. RefSeq lists its product as hypothetical. Lineage: Eukaryota; Ciliophora; Oligohymenophorea; Hymenostomatida; Tetrahymenidae. The transcript is spliced from 4 exons. The record is from RefSeq and is a predicted model, not a curated record. Gene Ontology annotation, molecular function: GTPase activator activity; protein binding.